Molecule: messenger RNA, 2406 nt
Organism: Beta vulgaris subsp. vulgaris (sugar beet)
Lineage: Eukaryota; Viridiplantae; Streptophyta; Magnoliopsida; Caryophyllales; Amaranthaceae
Product: probable boron transporter 7
Exons: 14
Coding region: 43-2073 (676 amino acids)
Biological process (GO): monoatomic anion transport; transmembrane transport; monoatomic ion homeostasis
Cellular component (GO): plasma membrane
Molecular function (GO): solute:inorganic anion antiporter activity
Source: RefSeq, a predicted model, not a curated record
GAUACAUCGUCAUUCUUAGUUUGCGUCCUCUAUGAAUUUGUAAUGGACAAACCAGCCAUCCCCUUUGAAGGUGUAGUCAAAGAUAUUAAGGGAAGAUUAAGAUUCUAUAAACAUGAUUGGCUUGGAGAAUUUAGUGUAAAGUUAUUGGCUCCAACAACUUGUAUAUUUUUUGCCUCCGCUCUUCCUGUAAUUGCAUUUGGAGAGCAAUUAAGUAGGGACACAGAUGGAAGUUUGAGCACAGUCGAGACACUUGUUUCUACAGCAAUAUGUGGAAUCAUUCAAUCUUUAUUAGGAGGGCAGCCGCUGCUGAUUUUAGGUGUAGCAGAACCUACAAUAAUCAUGUACACUUACAUGUACAACAUAUCUAAAAAAAAUGACAAAGUGGGGAAGGAGCUCUUCUUAGCUUGGGCAGCAUGGGUGUGCCUUUGGACAGCGCUUUUCUUGUUCAUUCUUGCAAUAUUCAAUGCUUGCAAUCUUAUUAGUAGAUUCACGAGGUUAGCUGGGGAGCUCUUUGGCAUGUUGAUUUCUGUUCUUUUCAUGCAAGAAGCUAUUAAGGGCGUGUUUGAUGAGUUUCGUCCUCCGCAUGGAAAACAUGAUCAGCGGGGUGAUGAUUUCCAAAUAAUCUACAUGAACGGUUUGCUUGGUCUUCUGUUUUCCUUUGGGGUACUCUUCACUUCUUUGAAAACCAUAACAGCAAGAUCAUGGCUUUAUGGAACAGGCUGGUUUCGGAGCUUUAUAGCAGAUUAUGGGGUUCCAUUGAUGAUUGUGUUUUGGACAGCAUUGUCUUAUGCCAUCCCUAGUAGGCUAUCUUCAGAGAUACCUCGACGCCUUGAUGUUCCAUCCCCUUGGGACUCUGGUUCACAAUCUCAUUGGACAGUAUUCAAGGACAUGUCAAAGGUUCCAGUUCUGUACAUCCUAGCAGCUUCUAUACCUGCAGUGAUGAUUGCCGGACUUUAUUUCUUUGAUCACAGUGUCGCAGCUCAAAUGGCUCAGCAGGAGGAGUUUAACCUUAAGAAAUCUUCUUCUUUCCACUAUGAUCUCUUCUUACUUGGAUUUAUGACUUUGAUCUGUGGGUUGCUUGGACUUCCUCCAUGCAAUGGAGUUUUACCCCAAGCUCCUAUGCACACUAAAAGCCUUGCUGUUCUUAGGAGGCAGUUGAUCCGAAAGAAGAUGAUAGCCAAAGCUAAAGAAUGCAUGGAUCAAGAUGCUAGCAACAUGGAAAUGUAUCAGAAAUUACAAGAUACCUUUUUGGAGAUGGAACCUGAUCCGGAUGAGGCUGCUGUUACAAGAGAACUAAGAGGAUUAAAGGAGGCUGUGAUGAGUCACAGUGGAUAUGUAAAGAAAUUUGAUCCAGCUAAGCACAUUGAUGCUCACUUACCCAUCAGGGUUUGUGAACAGAGAUGGACCAACCUGAUGCAAUCCCUACUUGUUGGCCUUGCGGCUGGAGCCAUUCCCAUAAUCAAACAAAUACCCACCUCAGUACUAUGGGGUUACUUUGCUUUCAUGUCUCUUGACAGCCUUCCUGGAAAUCAGUUUUGGGAAAGGUUGCCACUGCUAUUUGUCACUCCAUAUCGUAGAUACAAAGUCUUUGAAGGAAACCAUGCUUCAUUUGUGGAGUCAGUGCCAUUCAAGUAUAUCAUGACAUUUACACUGUUCCAAUUAAUAUAUUUCCUAUUUUGCUUUGGAGUAACAUGGAUACCCAUAGUAGGGAUUUUGUUCCCAUUGCCAUUCAUCUUCCUAAUUCCUAUCAGAGAAUACUUGCUUCCCAAGCUGUUUCCAUUAGAGUAUCUUCAAGAACUGGAUGCUGCCGAGUACGAAGAAGUCAUUGGUGCACCUCGCAUACCCAUGAACUCUGGAGAUAGACGAUCUGUAUCCAUAACUGAUUGUUUAGCUGAAUACCAGGAAACCGUCUCUCCAAAGCCAGACAUGCUAGCAAGGGAUCCAGAGCCUAGUGAUAUAAACGAUGAUGGUGACAGAGUCAUGUUUGAUGGAGAGGUAUUUGAUGCGAUGACAACUCGUAGAGGUGAGCUAAAGCAUAGAAGUAUGAGCUCUCGUAGAUACUUUCAGGCCUAACCAGAAGAUUCAUUAUUAUGAUGUGAUUUGAGGAGGAUGUUCAUUUUCUGAAAGUUGCAGAAAAUUUCUCCUAUUAUGUAGAAGAUGCCUGGAUGAUAGAUUAGAUAGUGAACCUCAAUUUUUUGAAUUUCUUUUUCCAAGUGAUGUCUAGGGACUAGAAUUCAGCUAAUGUAGUUUAUGAAUAGAUAAUGCAAAUACCUUCGAAUCGCUCAAAGAAUGAACCAUUUGGCGAGGCGGUCUGUGGCUCGCCUUGACAGGGGUUGAAGAUAUAAAGGGCUUUUCUAGUUUGUUUAGUAAAGUUUUAUGUACUAUAAUGGUUACUCCCUGUUACUA